Molecule: messenger RNA, 1650 nt
Organism: Microsporum canis CBS 113480
Lineage: Eukaryota; Fungi; Ascomycota; Eurotiomycetes; Onygenales; Arthrodermataceae
Product: NADH-ubiquinone oxidoreductase 51 kDa subunit
Exons: 3
Coding region: 46-1650 (534 amino acids)
Molecular function (GO): FMN binding; NAD binding; NADH dehydrogenase (ubiquinone) activity
Source: RefSeq, a predicted model, not a curated record
AUUGGGCUCAAUUGGGGUCGAGCAACGAAGGGUGACCUGCCCAUCAUGAUCUCCAGAGCUGCCGUGGCUCCGUCAGCCCACUCACUUCCCUACAUCUCGUCUCGCGCCCUGUCCUCCGCUUCCGCCUCAUCUCUAUCUCGCUUGACAUCUGCACAGCAGCCGGCCGCCAAACAGUCGCCGCAGCCCCAGCAGCAAUCUCAGCAAUUAACACAGCAGCAGACACAGACACAGCGACGAGGCUUUGCUACCGUCCAGGAUGCCGCCACCGCGCACCCACCAAGAGUUUACGGCGGAUUGAAAGACCAGGACAGGAUAUUUCAGAAUUUGUAUGGACGACAUCCUCCGGACCUAAAACAUGCGAUGAAGAGCGGUGACUGGUACAAGACGAAGGAGAUCAUUCUCAAGGGCCACGACUGGAUCAUUUCUGAGGUCAAAACCUCUGGGCUUAGAGGCCGAGGUGGUGCUGGAUUUCCCUCUGGAUUAAAAUGGUCCUUUAUGAACUUCAAGGAUUGGGACAAGGACAACAAACCCAGAUACCUCGUCGUGAACGCUGAUGAAGGUGAACCUGGCACAUGCAAAGACCGUGAAAUUAUGCGCAAGGACCCCCACAAACUUAUCGAAGGUUGCCUUAUUUCCGGGCGUGCGAUGAACGCUACUGCAGCAUAUAUCUACAUCCGAGGUGAAUUUUAUGAAGAAGCCACAGUUCUACAACAGGCCAUCAACGAAGCCUACGCAGCUGGUCUGAUCGGUAAGAAUGCUUGUGGGUCCGGCUAUGACUUCGACGUCUACAUUCACCGUGGAAUGGGCGCAUAUAUCUGCGGCGAAGAGACUGCUUUGAUCGAGUCAAUUGAAGGCAAGGCAGGAAAGCCCCGUCUAAAGCCCCCAUUCCCCGCUGCCGUCGGUCUUUUCGGCUGCCCUAGCACUGUCACCAAUGUCGAAACCGUCGCUGUCGCCCCAACCAUUUGCCGUCGUGGUGGUAAAUGGUUUGCCGGCUUCGGUCGUGAAAGAAACCAGGGAACAAAACUGUUCUGUAUCUCCGGCCAUGUCAACAACCCCUGUACCGUUGAGGAAGAAAUGUCUAUCCCCCUCCGUGAACUGAUUGACCGUCACUGUGGUGGUGUACGAGGUGGAUGGGAUAACCUCCUCGCCGUAAUUCCUGGUGGUUCUUCCACCCCUGUCCUCCCAAAACACAUCUGUGACGACCAGAUGAUGGACUUUGACGCCCUCAAAGACUCGCAAUCUGGUCUCGGUACCGCCGCCGUCAUCGUCAUGGACAAGUCCACCGAUAUUGUCCGUGCAAUUUCCCGCCUAUCCGCUUUCUACCGCCACGAAAGUUGCGGCCAGUGUACUCCUUGCCGUGAAGGAAGCAAAUGGACCCUACAAAUGAUGGAGCGAUUCGAACGUGGCCAGGCUCGUGAGCGCGAAAUUGACAUGCUCCAGGAACUAACCAAGCAGGUCGAGGGCCACACCAUCUGCGCCUUGGGUGAGGCUUUCGCCUGGCCUAUCCAGGGAUUGAUUCGCCACUUCAGACCAGAGCUCGAGGCAAGAAUACGCCAGAAUACACAAGCACACGGAGGCAAGGAGUUCUUUGCCGGUGGCUGGAACCCAAACACCCGUUUGGACGGUAAACUGAUUGCUCCCGGACAAUAG